Molecule: messenger RNA, 10184 nt
Organism: Cydia pomonella (codling moth)
Lineage: Eukaryota; Metazoa; Arthropoda; Insecta; Lepidoptera; Tortricidae
Gene: Su(Tpl)
Product: RNA polymerase II elongation factor Ell
Exons: 14
Coding region: 212-4879 (1555 amino acids)
Biological process (GO): snRNA transcription by RNA polymerase II; transcription elongation by RNA polymerase II; positive regulation of transcription elongation by RNA polymerase II
Cellular component (GO): transcription elongation factor complex
Molecular function (GO): cis-regulatory region sequence-specific DNA binding
Source: RefSeq, a predicted model, not a curated record
CUUGCGGACUGAGGAGCGCUGCCAACAAAGGCCGAGUCGAUGGGGUUACAAAAAGAUUGUUAAUUUGGACUUCAAAACCCUUUGUUGUUGUAAUUAUUAUUAUAAAUAGGUUGUGAAUCUGUGAUUACUGUUAAGAAAAUGUGUGAAUGAUAUGAAACGUGACGACUAGCAAAGGAGUCAGCUGGUCCACAGUGCGAAUAGUGAAUAAGAAAUGGCGGCCUUGCCAGCAGGUGUUCAGUAUGGGUUAUCAUCAGAGUCUAGUUAUAAAGAAAAUAAGGAACUAGUGUUUGUGAAACUUACGGAUUCAGCUCUGAAAGCUAUAGAAGACUUUAUUAGGAAUAAUAGGGAUAAAUUGGCAAAACCUACGAUACAGUUCCUACCCGGAAAUGAAGGGAAAAUCUCAAUUCCGGCACCCGCAACUAGCAAUGGCCCGACUCAUGAAUCUACGUUUCACUUCAGCAUCAAUAGCAAUGCAGAAAUGGAGGGUCCACAGGGUUCGUUUGAGUGCGUCAGGAGCGGCGGCGCGCGGCGGCUGGAGGCGUGCGGGCCGCUGCCGCGGCGGAUGCGCGUGCAGGCCAACGACGACUCGUACGAGGCCACCAAGGACCGCAUGGCGAGAACUGUGGCCGCCGAACAGAGUAAAUGCACCCGAGUGAUAAAACCGAACCAAACGGACAUCGGUCGGCGUGUAAAAGUGCGCUCCUCUCAUCCCCUAUACUCGUCCGGGCCCGCGGCGCUCGGGGCCGAGCGGCCCGAGCGGCCCGAGCGGCCCGAGCGGCCUGAGCGGCCUGAACGGCCCGAACGGCCCGAGCGGCCCGAACGGCCGGAGCGGCCUGACCGGCCCGAGCGGGUGGAGAGGCCGCCGGCGGCGCGGCCGGCGCCGACGCCCGCGCCGCACCCGGGCGCGCUGCAGCCGCAGCUCCCCCACCAGCCGCAGAGGCCCCCUCAGAACCCGCAACUCGCGAGGCGAUCCAUCAAAGAAAGACUUAUACAGUUAUUAGCAUUGAAACCCUUCAAAAAGCCCGAGUUAUACUUAAGGCUUAAUCAAGAGGGAAUCAAGGAGAAGGAACGCAGUGUGGUGAACAAGAUCCUGCCACAGAUAGGCUCGCUGAAGGACAACUGUUAUCACUUACAUAGGCACAUAUGGAACGACGUCAACGAGGAUUGGCCGUUCUAUACCGAGGAGGAGAAACGCAUACUCAAGAGGCGGAAACCUCAAAAUCUAACACCGCCCGUGUCGAGCGACUCCACCAACUCCCUGUCGCCGCGCGCGUCGCCCGGCGCGCCCGGCACGCCCGGCGCCAAGCGGCCCGGCGCGGCGGCCGGCGCGGGGGACGAGCCGCCCGCCGCCAAGAAGCAGCGCAUCUCGCACUACCGCCGCCCCAGCCCGCCCUCCUCCGGCUACGCCACCGGCAGCUCCGGCGCCUCCUCCGGCGAGCGCCACGCCUCCGACAACGAGGACGACCGGACCACAGGUACUACACACGGGGCGGGCGGGGACGAGCCGCCCGCCGCCAAGAAGCAGCGCAUCUCGCACUACCGCCGCCCCAGCCCGCCCUCCUCCGGCUACGCCACCGGCAGCUCCGGCGCCUCCUCCGGCGAGCGCCACGCCUCCGACAACGAGGACGACCGGACCACAGGUACUACACACGGGGCGGGCGGGGACGAGCCGCCCGCCGCCAAGAAGCAGCGCAUCUCGCACUACCGCCGCCCCAGCCCGCCCUCCUCCGGCUACGCCACCGGCAGCUCCGGCGCCUCCUCCGGCGAGCGCCACGCCUCCGACAACGAGGACGACCGGACCACAGGUACUACACACGGGGCGGGCGGGGACGAGCCGCCCGCCGCCAAGAAGCAGCGCAUCUCGCACUACCGCCGCCCCAGCCCGCCCUCCUCCGGCUACGCCACCGGCAGCUCCGGCGCCUCCUCCGGCGAGCGCCACGCCUCCGACAACGAGGACGACCGGACCACAGGUACUACACACGGGGCGGGCGGGGACGAGCCGCCCGCCGCCAAGAAGCAGCGCAUCUCGCACUACCGCCGCCCCAGCCCGCCCUCCUCCGGCUACGCCACCGGCAGCUCCGGCGCCUCCUCCGGCGAGCGCCACGCCUCCGACAACGAGGACGACCGGACCACAGGUACUACACACGGGGCGGGCGGGGACGAGCCGCCCGCCGCCAAGAAGCAGCGCAUCUCGCACUACCGCCGCCCCAGCCCGCCCUCCUCCGGCUACGCCACCGGCAGCUCCGGCGCCUCCUCCGGCGAGCGCCACGCCUCCGACAACGAGGACGACCGGACCACAGGUACUACACACGGGGCGGGCGGGGACGAGCCGCCCGCCGCCAAGAAGCAGCGCAUCUCGCACUACCGCCGCCCCAGCCCGCCCUCCUCCGGCUACGCCACCGGCAGCUCCGGCGCCUCCUCCGGCGAGCGCCACGCCUCCGACAACGAGGACGACCGGACCACAGGUACUACACACGGGGCGGGCGGGGACGAGCCGCCCGCCGCCAAGAAGCAGCGCAUCUCGCACUACCGCCGCCCCAGCCCGCCCUCCUCCGGCUACGCCACCGGCAGCUCCGGCGCCUCCUCCGGCGAGCGCCACGCCUCCGACAACGAGGACGACCGGACCACAGGUACUACACACGGGGCGGGCGGGGACGAGCCGCCCGCCGCCAAGAAGCAGCGCAUCUCGCACUACCGCCGCCCCAGCCCGCCCUCCUCCGGCUACGCCACCGGCAGCUCCGGCGCCUCCUCCGGCGAGCGCCACGCCUCCGACAACGAGGACGACCGGACCACAGGUACUACACACGGGGCGGGCGGGGACGAGCCGCCCGCCGCCAAGAAGCAGCGCAUCUCGCACUACCGCCGCCCCAGCCCGCCCUCCUCCGGCUACGCCACCGGCAGCUCCGGCGCCUCCUCCGGCGAGCGCCACGCCUCCGACAACGAGGACGACCGGACCACAGGUACUACACACGGGGCGGGCGGGGACGAGCCGCCCGCCGCCAAGAAGCAGCGCAUCUCGCACUACCGCCGCCCCAGCCCGCCCUCCUCCGGCUACGCCACCGGCAGCUCCGGCGCCUCCUCCGGCGAGCGCCACGCCUCCGACAACGAGGACGACCGGACCACAGGUACUACACACGGGGCGGGCGGGGACGAGCCGCCCGCCGCCAAGAAGCAGCGCAUCUCGCACUACCGCCGCCCCAGCCCGCCCUCCUCCGGCUACGCCACCGGCAGCUCCGGCGCCUCCUCCGGCGAGCGCCACGCCUCCGACAACGAGGACGACCGGACCACAGGUACUACACACGGGGCGGGCGGGGACGAGCCGCCCGCCGCCAAGAAGCAGCGCAUCUCGCACUACCGCCGCCCCAGCCCGCCCUCCUCCGGCUACGCCACCGGCAGCUCCGGCGCCUCCUCCGGCGAGCGCCACGCCUCCGACAACGAGGACGACCGGACCACAGGUACUACACACGGGGCGGGCGGGGACGAGCCGCCCGCCGCCAAGAAGCAGCGCAUCUCGCACUACCGCCGCCCCAGCCCGCCCUCCUCCGGCUACGCCACCGGCAGCUCCGGCGCCUCCUCCGGCGAGCGCCACGCCUCCGACAACGAGGACGACCGGACCACAGGUACUACACACGGGGCGGGCGGGGACGAGCCGCCCGCCGCCAAGAAGCAGCGCAUCUCGCACUACCGCCGCCCCAGCCCGCCCUCCUCCGGCUACGCCACCGGCAGCUCCGGCGCCUCCUCCGGCGAGCGCCACGCCUCCGACAACGAGGACGACCGGACCACAGGUACUACACACGGGGCGGGCGGGGACGAGCCGCCCGCCGCCAAGAAGCAGCGCAUCUCGCACUACCGCCGCCCCAGCCCGCCCUCCUCCGGCUACGCCACCGGCAGCUCCGGCGCCUCCUCCGGCGAGCGCCACGCCUCCGACAACGAGGACGACCGGACCACAGGUACUACACACGGGGCGGGCGGGGACGAGCCGCCCGCCGCCAAGAAGCAGCGCAUCUCGCACUACCGCCGCCCCAGCCCGCCCUCCUCCGGCUACGCCACCGGCAGCUCCGGCGCCUCCUCCGGCGAGCGCCACGCCUCCGACAACGAGGACGACCGGACCACAGGUACUACACACGGGGCGGGCGGGGACGAGCCGCCCGCCGCCAAGAAGCAGCGCAUCUCGCACUACCGCCGCCCCAGCCCGCCCUCCUCCGGCUACGCCACCGGCAGCUCCGGCGCCUCCUCCGGCGAGCGCCACGCCUCCGACAACGAGGACGACCGGACCACAGUCAAAAAGGAUAACGGCUACACCCUCAGUUUUAACACUGUCAAGGAGCUUUGCCCGAGUCCUGUAAAGACGAAUGGUUAUAGAAGUAGUCCCCCAGUAGAGCAAACUAGUAUCACAGAAAAAGACAUCACAAAUACGGAACCCUUAGAAAAUACUGAAUUAACGUCGGGGCCCGAUGAGACCAUGACUGAUUUGGAAGAGAUUGAAAGGCAAUACCCGCCAAUAACGAGUUCGAGUACGCGGCGCGCCUACAAGAACGAGUUCGCGGAAUUAUACACCGAGUACCAAUCCCUCUACGCGCGCGUCGCGCAAGUGGCCAAACUCUUCACGUCGCUCGAGCUGCAGCUCAAGCGCGCGCCGCCGCACUCGCCGCACCAUCAGAGCAUAGAACAACGCAUCGUGGAGGAGUACCGGCGCGUGCAGAACGACGGCGAGUACCAGGCGCAGAAGCGCCGCGUCAACUACCUGCACCGCAAGCUCACGCACAUCAAGCGGAUGGUGCAGCAGUACGACCAGCUGUCUGUCACACGAUUAAAGGACCUACCACGCAACCUGAAGUCGGAGCGCGUGGCGCCGGCGAGCACGACGCAGGCGUACUGACGGCGCCGCGCGCCCGCCGGCAGCCGCCGCCUCUAGCCGCCUCGAGCCGGCUCCAGCCGCCUCUAGCCGGCUCUAGCCGCCUCUAGCCGGCUCUAGCCGCCUCUAGCCGGCUCUAGCCGCCUCUAGCCGGCUCUAGCCGGGCCAGCCGUCGUCUCCACCAGGCCGCGUCGCGACUCCGAUGAUCCGGCCCGAUUCAAUACGUGGUCGCGUUUCCGAUCUAUUUUUACACAGUGCCAUGUUCGUUUGCAGAUUCGCAAUCGUGUGGACUGAAUACAUAAUUGUUUCGUUAAUGAUUUUAAGGAUUAUUAUUAUAGUUUUAGUGAACGAAUUCCAUAUCUCGUCGAGAAACGCGGUCGAGGUCCGGCCGGUCCCGAUAGUCGACAUAUCCGAUGUGGAGAUUAUUUUAAGUUUUAACGUUCUUCCAUUAAUUUUUACUCGGCGCGUCGACCUCGACCGCCCAGAAAUGUAGCGCAUGACUCUCCCGUAAUGUGUGAACAUCUACACCGUCACAAACUUCCGAUGAAAACCCACAGUGCAUACAUAACGAUAAAAUAAUAGUAACUAUGAAAAUAGAGCAAAUUAUUUUACAUUACGAGCUUUUAUGUAACUUCACAUCGUAUAUUUAUUUAUAUAUUUGCAAGCCAUCACCCCUUUCCAGUGUUUAUAUGUAAAUUGGAGGACAAUAUAAUAAAAUAACGUCAUCAAAGAAUCUGUAUUGAGAAUGAAAGUAUAAUAUAAACCAACUUAUUUUUAAUGCAACUUACGUUAUUACAUGUAUGUAUAAAUUCUGUCGAUCGUGUUCUUUCUUUAUAAAACUGUAUUUUGCUUUUAUAUACAUAAAUAUAUAUAUUAUACGUACAAAUUAUUUUAUACAUCGAUAACUUACCACAUUUCCAGUAAUAAGUAUCAUUUCAAAAUAACAUACAGUAAAAGUGUGAGUUAUACUCAUUGAAUACCGUAAUCAAACGCCGUAAAGCUGGCCAUACACACUAGGGUAUGCCUGCGCAGUUUUAUCAACCGCACAGGUAAACCGGAGCGUGUAGCAUUCGACUGUGCAGUUUCCUAUAUAGCUUUGCCUGUGCAUUUGAACUGUACAGGCAAAACUGCGCAGGCAUACCCUAGUGUGUAUAGCCAGCUUAACACAACGGUCGACUUGCGUUGUGGAGCCAACAUUAACUUCUUAGAUCUAUUACUUUGUGUAAAUUAUAUGAAUAGAGAAACAAAUUAUUAUCUACAUAAUAUAGUCCACUUGAUAUUUUUUCGUCCACAUUUUAUUCCAUUCGAAAAUAAUUGCCGUCUAAUGUUGUUGUCCAAAUGAAAUUUGCUUAUUAAUGAAUUACUGAUUAAUGAAUUAUUUUACUAUUACCAAAAAUUUUGACGAGUCAAUUUUAAGACUAUUGGCCUUGGAAACAAUUAUAACAUCUUAAGUCGGUGAUGUUCGUAUAUUGUCAAUAUGGUCCACGAUCCUUUCAAGUUUGCCGUUUGAAAGGUCAAGUCCAUCUUCGUCCCCUCUAAGGAAUCCAUCCAUUUAAAUAUGGACUUUUGUUUUGUUUUAUGAUAUCUUGCCCAGGUUCGUGUUGUAUAUAAUAUUUAAAUAAAAUAUCCCGGUAUCCAUGGCCCGGCAUAUAUAAUAAUGUCCUUGUUGUGUCCGCAUAUUUAUUUAUUUUCUAAUCGCCAUUGAAGGAUCUUGUAAAUAUUAUAAAACGCUUAAAAGUUCUUGAGAUUGACGGUCGAUACUGACUGCUUUUAUGGUUUGAAAUCUGUUAAAAUUCCAUACAACUUGUGUCCUAAAGUUAGCAACAACCGGCCAGUGUGAAACAUCCACUAGGAGUAAGAAAUUAUUUUGGUCCUCUUCGGAAAUACCCUCCAGAACACAAUAAAUUCUUAGUACAUAUAGUGUGCUCGGGCGAAGCUGCGGUGGCAGUUCGUUGACAUUUCUUGGAAAACAAAUCAAUAUUCUUGUACGACAACCUUUUUCCCUCGAUUCCCUGGAAUCUUAAUUUUUCCAGCCAAAAAACGACCUUGUAGUUUUAAAUUUAGAAAUUAAUUUAGAUUCUCUUGCUAUAGCAUACUAUACUUACUAUUCUGAACCAAAUCCGUAGUUGAUCUUUUGCUAACAACAAUAAUAACAGUAGAAAUGUCAAACAAUUGUGAUAAAAAUAUCCAACGACUUGAGAGAUGAUUCAAUAAUCUAAUUAAUUCAUAGUUGGAAUGCCAUACUGUUAUCCAUAAAUUGCUGUCAAAUACAAACGUCUAUAGAAAUAGUAAAAAAAAAAAACUUUAAAUUUAACAAAUAGGGUUAGAGGUUCGUCAUAUUGUCUAUGAUAAGUAGGAACUUGGCCACCGCCGCCGCCCAGAGAGGAGAGCCGUCUUGCAUAUUUUGUCCUGAUGUUAACGUCCAUAUUGAAAUGAUUUAUAGCGUUAAGUAACUGGUUUUAUCGUUGAACGGCAACUUUUCAAGUCCAGCUAAUUCCAAACGCAUAUGAAUCAAUUGUAAGCGCAAGAAGCGUCCUAAAUUCUAAUGUCAUUUAAUGUACAUAUUAUAUACUUCUUUGUUAUUAUAUGCGUAUACGUAUUAUGAUUGUAAUAUAAUAAGUAUGAUGCAAGCAUGCAUAGGUUUACGAAACCUUGUUGAUGGAUACUGUUUAUUCGGUUAAUUUUGUCAAUUAUUGUGUCAAAAUGAAGUUAUUAUUUCACUAUGAUUGUCAAUUGUUUUGGAGUCCGCACAAGCGGCCCCAUGACUUGCAAGUUGUUUAGUCAAUUCAACAAAGUGCGGCCUUUAGUUGCUCAGUUAAUAGUUGUCGUUUUAUUGCUUUUUACUCAUUAAAAUGCUCAAUGUUUGUGGUCAUGAUAUUAGGUAAUUUUCGUUGGAUUUUUAUUUAUUAGUAUUUAUUUCACAGUCAUUGUAAAUUUUCGACACUUCGCGUUUUAUUCAUCAUGACAUUGCUUGCCCUUCUCACAUUUUAAAUUCAGUAUCGAAAUUAUGAAUAUCAUCAGAAUGGUAAUAGGAAACUCAAUCAAAUCGAUAGGAACAAACGUUAAAAAUGUUAUUGUUACCACUAGAGUAAGCACUCUGAAUUGUUUUAUUGUAAUUAUUUGUUUUUCACAAUGAGAUACUGAUUUCUUGUGUUAGUAAUUUCAGGGGAAUUGUUAUUUAUUGAAGUGGAUAUUGUGUAAGAUGCAUUCCAUUUGUCAGAACCGUUGGUUAAGCACUGUUCAUUGACGCACGUGAUUCACGACUAGUGUAUGAGAACUUGAAGUAUAUUUUUACAAAGAUUUAAUAUCCUCUCGUAGACGAAGCUGGUCUGUAAUCUGCUUGACGGGAACACGAGACUAGUGCCGCCACGCUGGCCCGUCCGCGUCUCCUGUUGCUGUCAAUCUAACAUCGACUUCUUUGAAAGAACAAUAUUUUGUAUGAGAUAAAUAAGAUAUCCCUAUAAUGUUGAAAUUCGAUACAUUGUCACAAAGGGAGGAAGAAAAUGUCAAAUGUUGCUCGAUUGUUACCGAUUAAGUAAUUAGGAAGUUAUGUAUUUUUUCAUAUUUCUUAUACAAAGGAAAAAUAUCUCAAUGAAAUAUCAUAGUCCAAUGUAUAUAUUUAGAGUCUAGUAUCACAUCUUUUUAAACUGAGUUAGGACUAAUUCCAGAUGUGUAUUGUUCUUUGCGGCAUGACAAACGCGCCACGUCGCUUGUGAUGGCGCGUUCACGAGCUUGGCGGGGUGAAUGUGACUGAUCGUCAAGCGAGUGAACGCGCCGCAGUUGUUGUCCGCCAACACCGAACCUCGAGAUGUCGGGCCGGUCACAUUGACCCCAUUAUUAACCAAGCAAUGAAUCGGGCCUAUUUUAUGAUACAGAAUAUUGUUAUCGGGUGGCUGAUUUGUCAUGUGCAAACUUAACGCGUUAUAUUAGCUGAUAUCGUAGCGGCUAAGGCGGGCGUUACAUAAAAUCCUUACCUUACUUUUAUUUUUAGAUAUAGUUGAGUUUGCGUAUUCUGAUCAAAUGUUAUUGUAAAUUUGGUGUACAGUAGAGUGGAGAGCCGCGCGGCGCCGGCUCCUGGGGGAUUACCGCGAAACACGUUGGACGUGUUGCCUCCCUGUCACACUUACGUACGAAUUUACAAGUACGACAGAGAGGUAACACGUCGAACGUGGUUCACGGUAGGCCCUAUGUACAUAGUGCGGGCCGCGGAACGAUGCUGCGAUAUGCCUUGUGCCCUCGGAGUGUCCCUGCAUACGAGUCAAGACGUAUAGACGGUGCGGUAGUGUUAUUGUGUAUAGAUGUGUUUAUACAAGCUCGAGUCGAGACUUGCCAGCCGGUUCGAGCGAACGACGACUUGCUAUGAAUCCUGACAUCGGCUCACGUUAAUUAGCUUUUAAAUAUUUCAUCAAAAUAUAAAAUACACAAAAAAAAAUGGAUAUAAAUUUCUCGACCAAGUACUGGUUGUUUUUAAAUUAUUAAAAUGUAAAAAAAAAUUAGUGUAUAAACAAGUGUACAAUUUAUGAGUUAUACUUUUUCUUUUCGGCAUUUCAUGUAACAGUGGAAGGGAGCUGACUGCGGUCGAGGGCUGCAGCCCUGUUGCGAUCCUUCACUGUCGAAAGUUCUAUGAUUAUGUUUGCAAUUACUUUUGCUCAUAUCCCUCUUCCAUUGCUUUAUUUUUGUUUUGUCAGCUGACUAAGUGUAAUAUAUAUAAUUUUGUUAAGGCAGGGUAUAGAAGAGGUACUUUUAUAAUUUGAAAUGCUUGAUGAUUUGUUUGAAUGUUUAAAAUUGAGUUGAUUUUAUCCAUUAUGAAGGAAGUCCCGAUUAGUUGUUUUUUUUUUUAAUUUGGAGUUCGAAUGAGGCAGCGGAUUAGCUUAUAAUUGUCAAGUUACCACAGAUACAAUAGUCAAGAGGUAGGCUCUCUUUGGCGUUGCCUUAACUGUUUGAAGCCGUUGGUUUGGGUCGCGAGCGACCCGCAGCGGGUAGUCAGUAUUACACCACGCAAAUCCCUUGAGCUGAAGAGAGGUUGUGAAAAGUAUCGUUAUAGAAGGUACCUAUUCAAAAUCUGGACAAACAGACUAACUCUUAAAAGCAAUGUUCAUUAAUUUCGAUUAUGGGAUCAGUGCCAAACUUUUUCUCUUUCUUGUUUAGCUCAAAAUGUUGCUGUUUGGUUAGUCUGCCAUUUUGUGAAUAUUUUGUUUUGAUAGUAAUAUGUAAAUCUUUUAUAAUAUAUUUGUUUACAAUAAAUAAAUGACAACAUUAUAAAUAAAUAAAAUUGUAUUUUCCAUUUAAACUGAUGAAAAAAAUAUAAAAAGAAUAAUAUGCAAUGAAA